AUGGCACAGCGACUUCUUGAUCAAGACACAGUUGUCACAAUACAUCCAUAUCGCGCAAAUCCCUUCUAUCAAGCCACUCGCUGGGGCAAUAAAAGAAUGUUGAAUAUGCUUCUGGAGAGGGGACCAGAUAUUUAUGAAUUAGAUCUGCGCGGCACUGCGCCAUUGCAUCUUGCAGUGAGGAAUGGAUACGCGGAGUCUGUGCAGCUCUUACUCAAUUUGGGUGCAAACGCAAAUCUAAUGGGAGGCCAAUUCCGCUACAAUAAGGUCCCACCGCACUUCGUUCCAGGCAUUGGUGGAAAGCAAACAAUUCAGUUACUUGUUGGUAAGGGAACUGAUCUUGAAGCAAGGGAUCAUGAUGGGAAGACUCCGUUAUACAUCUCAUGCCAAAGCGGUGCCAUCGAAAACGUACGAUUGCUUCUCGAGAUUGGCGCUGAUACUUGGGUCAAGGAUGAUUGUGGAGGCACAUUACUUCAUGCGGCGGCUUAUUCAGGAAGUGAAGCAUUGAUGCGGCGUUUCCUAGGUGAAGGACUAGACUUCAAAGCAAAAGACAAUGCCGGAGAGACGGUGUUUCAUUCAUUCGCUGGCUGGAGGCCUCGAGCAGUUGCAAUACCAAUCAUCGAGCUACUGAUAUCUCUAAGAAGAGACAUCAACGAAAAAACCUCCGAUGAUUCGACAGCUCUGAUGGAGGGAGUCAGAUCACAAAAUCCCAAAAUGGUGCAGUUUUUAGUCGAGCAUGGAGCCGACCUAUACGCAAGAGACACCUUAGGCAGGACACCAUUGCAUUGGGCCACUUCUUACUGUGACUCGAACGACACCACAAGUGGCUUUGCAGAAACGAUCAGAGUAUUGAUUAAGACUGGUGUCAAUGUUAACGCUUGA
Molecule: messenger RNA, 879 nt
Organism: Bipolaris oryzae ATCC 44560
Lineage: Eukaryota; Fungi; Ascomycota; Dothideomycetes; Pleosporales; Pleosporaceae
Exons: 1
Coding region: 1-879 (292 amino acids)
Cellular component (GO): cytoplasm; nucleus
Molecular function (GO): protein binding
Source: RefSeq, a predicted model, not a curated record